Molecule: messenger RNA, 1280 nt
Organism: Arvicola amphibius (Eurasian water vole)
Lineage: Eukaryota; Metazoa; Chordata; Mammalia; Rodentia; Cricetidae
Exons: 2
Coding region: 1-789 (262 amino acids)
Source: RefSeq, a predicted model, not a curated record
AUGGAGCCCAGGCAUCCUGAAAGAAGAAAGGACCCCUCAGGAGAGCUUUUUACCCAAACUAAUAAACUGACUGGUAGAGGAAUACUAAUGAGUUGUAGUGAAGAGCGGAAUGGGGUACUGUAUCCAGUGCCAGUCCAUCAGGCAGAAUGCGGUACUGUAUCCAGUGCCAGUCCGUCAGGCAGAAUGCGGUACUGUAUCCAGUGCCAGUCCGUCAGGCAGAAUGCGGUACUGUAUCCAGUGCCAGUCCGUCAGGCAGAAUGCGGUACUGUAUCCAGUGCCAGUCCGUCAGGCAGAAUGCGGUACUGUAUCCGGUGCCAGUCCGUCAGGCAGAAUGCGGUACUGUAUCCAGUGCCAGUCCGUCAGGCAGAAUGUGGUACUGUAUCCAGUGCCAGUCCGUCAGGCAGAAUUGGCAGGCCUGCCACUCUCCCUCAGGCUUGGAGUUGUCAGAGUCUGGGUUCCACCUCUUUGCAGAGUAGUUGGCAUCUGUUAGGAGGCAGGGAGUGUCGAGAAACAACUCUCUCUGGUCAGUGUCCUGGCUCCCUGAAAACAUUUUGUUGUGUUGAAGUAGGUAGCAGUGGAGAGAAGAAAAUACCAACUUUUCAGUGUAUAGUGGUGUUGGUAGUCCCUGAAUUGUCAAUGAAGGGUUGUGAAAGACAGGAAGACCUAAGGAUGCCCAGAUGUCCUGUUGGUGUAGAUGUUGAAGCAGGAGGAAGAGAGAACAGUGGAACUUUGCAUACAGAGGUGCUAGACAGCUGGAGCCUGGCUGGAGCUGGCCUAGGGAGGACUUAGCACAAGGCAUCUCUGGCCUCACUGGUGCAGCGUUCCUUUCAGAGGAGGACCUGACCUGCUGGGAUAGAGCCGAGUGAAGACCACCUGCCGAAGCUGAAGGAUGGACGACGUUCAGUGCCGGGAGCCAGGGUUCUUAUGAAAGGAAGGCGGUUGGUAAGAGCCAGGAGGAUAAACCCCGUUUUACUGAGCUUUGCAGAAGGGAGAUGUGCUUAGUGUCUGGUGAUGUGACUGAGGUAUGAAAGCACGGUUUGGGAAGGAGAGGAAGGCUUUUGAGUAGUGUGGGGUGCAUACAGUCAGCAGCUGGACUCUUCCUGGGGAGUGGGACAGCGAUUCUGUAACCAACGUUAGAAUUACUUUAGAUUUGUAAUUAAAAUGGUUCUAUGAUUUAUCUUUUGACUAUCCAUAGAUAAUUGUAAAUUCUGGUUUUAUAAGCCCAAGUCAUUUUACAUUUGCUUUUCCAAAAUUAUUAAAUUGGAAUUUUUAAUCCUUUA